Dovyalis caffra is the source of this 363-nucleotide messenger RNA. Lineage: Eukaryota; Viridiplantae; Streptophyta; Magnoliopsida; Malpighiales; Salicaceae. The record is from the annotation of a GenBank genome assembly.
AUGCUAAUUAAGAAAGAAUUAAUCCCAGCAGCUGAGAUAUUCAAUGGAAGAAAUCUCCCAAAAGAAAAAGAUGACGAUUGGCAUGAAUUCAUGCCAUUUUCGCGAUACAAAAUUCGGCAGAUCCUUUUUGGUAUUGUGAAUAAAAACAAAUCGAAGCCUGCAGAUAGAAAAUGGCAAAAGAAAGCGGCAGGCGGCUUCGGAGAGUCCACAGACAAUUUAUACUCGACAGCAUUGAAAUAUCAAACUACUCGCGACAGUUGGAGGACAGGUGUUUACUGUGGGGCUGAUAAGGAGAGCGAGUGGUCGGUUUGUGUAGAGGCUGCCCGAGGGAUUUUCUCUUUUUGUGCGCGUGGGGGCCUUUAG